AUGUGUGUUUGGCAACGACGUCAAUUUUCUCUGUUCGCACUGUUCUUUCAAAUGAUAUUUCUAGUCCUAUUCUCGAUAUUUUGUCGCUAUAUCGAUCCACUGGACGAUAGUAAACGUAUUUACAGUGGCACCGACUAUCCAUUGUUCCAGGACGUGCAUUUGAUGAUCUUUGUCGGCUUCGGAUUUCUCAUGGCGUUUCUAAAGAGGUAUGGCUUCUCAGCUGUUUCCGUAAAUCUUUUACUGUCAGCUUUUGUAAUUCAAUGGGCGAUGUUGUUGCGUGGAUUCCUUUCAAAACAAUUCAGUGCUACGGGUACUUUCACGCUCGGAGUUCCAGAGAUGUUGUGCGCAGACAACUCAUGUGCGGUGGUGUUGAUUACGAUGGGAGUGCUGUUAGGUCGAAUGACUCCUGUGCAGUUUCUGUUACUCGCCUUCUUCGAGACCAGCAUCUCAGUACUCGUCGAUCACAUAGUCUUCAACAUAUUGCAUGUGAACGAUGGCGGUCGCUCGCUCGUCGUGCAUGCUUUCGGUGCAUACUUCGGUUUGGCAGCAGCUCUAGUUGGGCAAAAGAAGAACGUUAUGGAAAUGGACGAACAGGGGUCGAUCCAUCACUCAGAUUUGUUCUCCAUGAUUGGAACUUUGUUGCUUUGGGUGUUUUUUCCAUCAUUCAAUGCAGCAGUCCAGGAGCCAGAAGAUGCACGCCAUCGUGCCAUUAUGAACACCUACCUAGCAAUGGCCAGCGGCACGGUGACAACGUUUAUCCUGAGUUCCUUCGUGGAUAACCUGGGCCGAUUCAACAUGAUACAUAUACAAAGUUCAACUCUUUCUGGUGGUGUCGCUAUCGGGUCUGCUGCAAAUGCUGUUCUCUACCCAUCGCACGCAGUGGCUGUGGGCAUUUGCGCGAGCUUCGUUUCCGUCAUCGGUCAUGCCUGGCUCAGUCCGAAGCUGGAGAAACGCUUCAAGCUAUUUGACACAUGCGGUGUUCAUAAUCUUCAUGGCAUCCCCGGAAUACUCGCUGGUAUAUUCAGCAUUAUUUUCGCACUCGGAUAUGAACCAGAAAGCUAUGGUAAAACACUCUAUCAUAUCUAUCCGUACUUCGAAGGUGGGCCGAUGAAAGGAGACAGAAAUCGUGAGACACAGGCUCUGUACCAGCUGGCCGGAAUGGGCACAGCUCUCGCUUCGGCAGUGGUUGGCGGACUAAUAACUGGAUUAAUCCUGCAAAUCCGAGUAAUAAACCAAGUGGACGACCCACAUAUGGAUCACGGUGACAUCAACUAUUAUGCACAUUCGGAGUUCAAUUUUCUAAGCAAGUAUCAACACGCCCGAGAGCAGGAGCUAAUGGAGCGGGAGCGGCUUCAUGAAAUCUACUAG
This is a messenger RNA of Angiostrongylus costaricensis, 1368 nucleotides long. NCBI's taxonomy places the organism in Eukaryota, Metazoa, Nematoda, Chromadorea, Rhabditida, Metastrongylidae. The record is from the annotation of a GenBank genome assembly.